AGAGGUUAAAUUGAAUAAUUACCUUUUUCUAUCAGAUUCUUUCGUUUCACGCAGAAACGCAUGAUCAAUGAUGAGCCUAAUUUUAUUAUAAUCGAAGCAAUGAAUCCUAUGCGAUCGACAACUUUCCGGAGCGGUGAGGAAUCAAGAUCAACACGUAACGAAGAUCACAAUAGUUUAGCAGUUUUACGUUUAAGAAUCGAAGAAAAGAAGCAGAGGCGCAGACGAGAAUGGCAACGCCAGCAAGAGCGAGAGAGACAACAUGAAAAAUUGAAACAGCAAAAAAUUUUAGAAUAUGAAAGGAAACGUGCACAAGCUUUAAAAUAUGCUGAGGAAAAAUCCUCGCGUCACAGUCGAAGUAAAAGUGAUAGUGAGUCUCCCUCGCAUGUUCGGUACAGAGGUAGAUCUACAUCAACUGCUUCCAAAUCUGGUAGCCUUCAUGAAAAAUUAGAUGGGUCUACAAGUGGAACAGUACCUUUAUUCAGAGGUCCUCAGAAUGCACAGAUUGAUACUUCGGAACUACGUAAAAUUAGAAUUGAAAUUCAUAGGAAUAUUCCUGUAACAGGAUCUGUUAUGGAAUUAGAAAGAGAUAUACAAUACUUAAUCCUGUAGAUGUGAUCAUCAAAAGAGGAUGGAAAUCAUCAUAUUGGAAGAUACAUGUAUUUUGAAAUCAUCUGGAAGAUCUCAUCGAGAUUUUGUUUUUAGUACAUGCGUAGGGAAAAGGGGGAUAAGAUGACGAAGUUGGUAAGGUAACGAAUUGUUAAUUUUUUAAAGAUAAUAAUAGAUGAAAAGCAGAUGGUUAAUUCAUUAAAGGCUUUAGGUAAUAAUACACAAUCUCUUAUAGUUUGAAUUCAAUCCGACUACAAAAAUA
Molecule: messenger RNA, 868 nt
Organism: Mycetomoellerius zeteki
Lineage: Eukaryota; Metazoa; Arthropoda; Insecta; Hymenoptera; Formicidae
Exons: 4
Coding region: 61-609 (182 amino acids)
Source: RefSeq, a predicted model, not a curated record